[Torrubiella] hemipterigena is the source of this 2208-nucleotide messenger RNA. The record is from the annotation of a GenBank genome assembly. Lineage: Eukaryota; Fungi; Ascomycota; Sordariomycetes; Hypocreales; Clavicipitaceae.
CUGGUAGCCUCUGUCACUUCUCCCCCAGCCCAGCCGCUAGCAGUAGGCGCGCUGUGACCACUGAGUAAUUCGCGGGCACCCCCCUAAACCCACUGUAAUUUGGGGGAGACAGGGGGUGUGGCCCGUUGGAUAGGAGGCUCGUGUGCGCUGCGCUGCCCCUCCUUGGCUGGUUUGUGUCCCGCGCCGGAGCUCCACAGUGCUGUAAUAGCUCUGUUGUUGCUGCAAAGGAUGCCAGAUCAGGCUGUCGUGUUCCCCUGACCAGGAUUUCCACAGGCGGCCACAUCGUCGUAUUGGGGGCGUGUGCCACAACCUCUUUGGUCCUCCUAUCUUCUCUCGUCUCGACACUUUUUCUUUUCUUUUCCCCCUUCUUCAUCACGCUCGCUCGCCAUCACAAAGCCUUGGAGAAAAGGAAACUUGUUGUUUUUUCUUUUUUUCUUAUCUUCUCUUCUAAUCUUCAAUUCCUGUCACUCAUUCCACUCUUUCUCAACUUCCUUUUUUAAUCUACAUUGAAACCCCCCCUCUUCAACGCUAAUCCUCUUGAAGAUCAUCUACCAAAAUGGCCUCUGAAUCUGCUAUUGCGGCCAUCGCCGCCCAGCUCGACCGUGUUAUGGGAGCUCUUGACAAGCAGAACACCGAGCUCUCGGAGCUGCGCCAAGAGUGCACCACCCUCCGCACUUCCAACGCCAACAUGGAGCGCAUGCUUCACGAUGGUCUCUCUGGACGCCACGGCUCGCUUGGUGAGAACCUCCUCACCAGCCCGACCAACGACAACUCCCCCUUCAUUCGUCCCACGGUCCUGCCUCGCAUCAACUCGGCAUCUCAGUUCACCCCCAUGAACGCCCCUGGUCCCCAAUUGACCUUGAACACCUCGACCAAGUACGAGAUCCCCGGCUUCUACGUCGUCAUCCCCGCCGGUGGUGCUGGUACUCGUCUCUGGCCUCUGUCGCGCAAGAACCACCCCAAGUUCCUCUUGGAUGUCAACUUGUCUGGUCGCAGUUUGCUCCAGUCCACCUGGAACCGUCUUGUUCCUCUUACCGGUCCCUCUCGCAUGACCGUCGUCGCUGGCCCUGCCCACUCCGACGCCAUCCAGAUCCAGCUCCCCCAGCUCGAGGGCACCAACCUCUUCACUGAGCCUGGUCCCAAGGACUCCAUGGCUGCCAUUGGUUUGGCCGCCGCUAUCCUCGCCCAGCGCGACCCCGAAGCCGUCAUCGGUUCUUUCGCUGCUGAUCACAUGAUCUCUGGUGAGGACGCUUUCCUGCGUGCCGUCACUGAAGCCGUUCACGUCGCCAAGACUGGCAAGCUUGUUACUAUUGGUAUCGCUCCCUCUCACCCCGCCACCGGCUUUGGUUACGUCAAGCUUGGUGAGGAAUUGGAUGUCCCUGGCGCAAACAGCGCUCGCCUCGUCGACGCCUUCAAGGAGAAGCCCGACGCCCGCACUGCCGCUUCAUACAUUGCUUCCGGUAACUACCGCUGGAACGCCGGUAUGUUCGUCACCAAGGCCACCACCCUUAUGGACCUCGUCAAGGAGCACCGCCCUGAUAUCCACGCUGGCCUCUCCAAGAUUGCUGCUGUCUGGGAUGACGAGAGCGCUCGUGGCGCCGUCCUCGAGGAGGUCUGGCCCCAGCUGGAGACCAUUGCCAUCGAUAACGCUAUUGCUGAGCCUGCUGCUGCUGAUGGCAAGGUUGCUGUCAUUCCCGCCACUUUCGGUUGGGACGAUGUCGGUGACUUCUCCUCUCUGUCCGAAAUGUUGCCCGCCGAUUCCAACUACCCCCGUAUUCUCGGAGAGAGCGAGCUUGUCGUUACCGAGCAAGCCUUUGGUGGUAUUAUCGUUCCUGGCUCGGGCCGUCUCGUUGCCUGUCUUGGUGUGGACGAUUUGGUCAUUGUUGAUCUUCCCGAUGCUCUCAUGGUCACAACCCGUGCCCGUUCGCAGGAAGUCAAGUCCCUCGUCAAGAAGUGCAAGAUGGCCGGUUUCGGUAACUUGGUGUAAAACAUAUGAUGACGUGCAUUUGCAGAAUGGAAUGAUGUUAGGAGGGAGGAAAAUAACUUUUUUGUACAAGACACUGUGGUACCCUGGAGAGUGAUGGGCCACGCCAUAAUUCUACUCUUUUUUUUAAAAUCAAGAUGCCAACGACAAUUUGACGUGACAUCUUUUGUUAGCCAUACAAACAAAAUGGUAAAGUAAAUACAUAUUCAAUUCAAACUUUUUAU